AUGUUCAAAACUGAUUUUUUUUUUUUUAAUCUCUGUAUGGAAUCUGUUUUGUUAGUACUUUUUUUUUCCCUCUUACUUUUGAACAAGGGCAGAAAGAAGAAGUGGGAAAAAAAGAAAAAGAAAUUAUUUUAUAGUUGUUCAGUUCAGUUCUAUUCUGUUGUAAUUGUUGUUGAUUGCAGUGUUAACCCAGUUAAAAAGCAAAAAAAAGCAAACAUAUUUCAACUGCGUCUGAUUGCGGCACUAACCACACAAUUGUUCAAUUUCUUUUCAUGCAAAAGAGUAUAUAAUGACAGUUCUAUUCAGAAAUAUUCAUGUGUCGAUUUAAAAAGAAUAAAAGUUUCUUCAAAAUCUCUUGCUUGCUAA
Molecule: messenger RNA, 363 nt
Organism: Candida albicans SC5314
Lineage: Eukaryota; Fungi; Ascomycota; Pichiomycetes; Serinales; Debaryomycetaceae
Gene: FGR46
Product: Fgr46p
Exons: 1
Coding region: 1-363 (120 amino acids)
Source: RefSeq, a predicted model, not a curated record